GGGUUAAAAUGACAUCAUGAUAGCUUGUGUCAAGUCCGUAAAGAGACAGUGGUGUAAUGUGCAGGUAAGAUCAGGAACUACAUUGUUCAAUGUGAAAAUAAACCAAGAAUAAAGGUGGGGUCACCGAGUUAGCUCUGUUGCAAGCUGUUCGUCUUCUGCCGGAAGCAAUGGAAGCCAUGCUCCGACUUCUCAGACGCCGGCGCGCCGGGGUGGGAUACGGCAUUUACAGCCAGCUUCGGUCCCACCACCAUAAGAGCGUGAUGGCUAUCCGGCGAGAGGACAUCAAUGUGUGGGAGAGGCGCGCGCCCCUUGCGCCCCGGCACAUCAAGGAGAUCACUAAUGCCGGCCACAAGGUGCUGGUGCAGCCCUCUAAUCGCCGAGCAAUCCACGAGAGAUACUAUGAAAAAGCUGGUGCCGUAAUUCAGGAGGACAUCUCCGAGGCUUCGCUGAUCAUUGGUGUGAAGAGGCCACCGGAGAAGAAAGUGAUCCCCAGGAAAACGUAUGCCUUUUUCUCCCACACCAUCAAAGCACAGGAAGCCAAUAUGGGACUAUUGGAUGACAUGCUCAAAAAGGAAGUGCGUCUCAUAGACUAUGAGAAGAUGGUAGAUGCGAACGGCUUCCGCAUUGUGGCCUUUGGGCAGUGGGCAGGUGUGGCAGGAAUGAUUAAUAUUUUGCAUGGACUGGGCCUUCGGUUUCUUGCCUUGGGCCACCACACUCCUUUUAUGCACAUCGGCAUGGCACACAACUACAGGAACGUCAGCCAAGCGGUGCAGGCAGUGAGGGAUUGUGGGUACGAGGUCUCCCUGGGCCUGAUGCCAAAGUCCAUCGGACCGCUCACCUUUGUGUUCACUGGAACUGGCAAUGUUUCCAAGGGUGCCCAAGAAAUUAUCAAUGAGCUCCCAUGUGACUUUGUGGAGCCCCAUGAACUUAAAGAUGUCUCCAGAUCUGGAGACAUGACUAAAGUGUACGCCACGGUACUGAGCCGACAUCACCACUUGGUGAGGAAGAGUGACGGCGAGUAUGACCCACUGGAGUACGAGAAUCACCCGGAACUCUACACAUCCCACUUCAGAAAGAGCAUUGCCCCCUACACUACCUGCCUGAUAAAUGGAAUCUACUGGGACCCCCAGACCCCUCGCCUGCUCAGACGGCCGGAUGCCCAGGCGCUGAUGUGCCCCGUCGAACGCUCGGUCUAUGUCACAGAGGGCUCUCCCGUCCUGCCCCAUCGGCUCAUGGCCAUUUGUGACAUCUCAGCUGACACAGGGGGCUCCAUCGAGUUUAUGACAGAGUGCACCAGCAUUGAUAAGCCAUUCUGUAUGUAUGAUGCCGACCAGCACAUAGAUCACGGCAGCGUGGAAGGCACGGGCAUCCUAAUGUGCUCCAUCGACAACCUGCCCGCCCAGCUGCCCAUCGAAGCCACAGAGUAUUUCGGGGACCGCCUUUGCCCCUACAUCUCGGAGAUGCUGUCCUCAGAUGCCACUCGGCCUUUGGACCAGGAGGACUUCAGCCCGCAAGUCAGAGACGCUGUGAUUACAUCGAAUGGAAAGCUCACUCCAAAGUUUGAAUAUAUUCACAAACUUCGAGAGAAAAGAAUUAUCCAAAGAUUGCAGGAAAGAGAGCGAGCGCAGAUCCUGAAGAUGAGCGGCAGGAAGCGCGUCCUCCUCCUCGGAUCCGGCUACGUUUCCGGUCCGGUCAUCGAAUACCUGACCCGGGACUCUGGGACCCAGGUGACCGUGGCCUCGGUGAUGUUGAAUCAGGCAGAAGAGUUGGCCCAAAAGUACCCAAAUACUAUACCCAUUAUGCUGGAUGUCACCAGCCAGGAGGCACACCUGGAGUCUCUGGUCAAAGACCACAACCUGGUCAUCAGCUUGCUGCCUUAUGCCUUCCACCCCAUGGUGGCCAAACACUGCAUCAGUCAGAAGGUGAACCUGGUGACAGCCAGCUAUCUCAGCCCAGCCAUGAGGGAGCUUCAGCAGAGCGCAGAGGAGGCUGGCAUCACCAUCGUGAACGAAAUGGGGCUGGAUCCUGGCAUAGACCACAUGCUGGCGAUGGACUGUAUUGAUCAGGCCAAGGCAGACGGAUGCAUGGUGGAGUCCUACAGCUCCUUCUGUGGAGGCAUCCCAGCACCCGAGUGCACGGACAAUCCUCUGCGCUACAAGUUCAGCUGGAGUCCCUAUGGCGUCUUGCUCAAUACAAUCAGCCCUGCCGUCUACCUGAAGGACAACAAGGUGAUCAGCAUUCCGCCUGGCGGGGCUCUCCUGGACUCUGUGGCGCCGAUGGAUUUCCUUCCCGGCUUCAACCUGGAGGGCUUCCCCAACCGGGACAGCACCACGUACGCCGAGCCGUACGGGAUCGAGUCGGCCCACACGCUGAUCCGGGGAACGCUGCGCUUCAAGGGCUUCUCCAGUGCGAUGAGUGGCUUCGUUAAGCUGGGCCUGAUCAACGCGGAGCCCUGCCCGAUGCUGGACCACUCCGCCAGCCCCGUGUCCUGGAAAGAGCUCCUGUGUCACGUGAUGGGAUUGCAGUCAUCAGUCAGCCACAGCAGCUUCUUGGAGGCCGUGUACGAUCGGAUCGGAAAGGAAGACCACAGAAUGGAGACCCUGAAGUGGUUCGGAAUGCUCAGCGAUGAACCGGUGCCUCAUGCGGACUCCAUCCUGGAUGCUGUGGCGAAGCAUUUGGAGACCAAGAUGCCCUACGUGAAGGGAGAGAGGGACAUGGUCAUCAUGCGGAACGACGUGGGGAUCCGGCACCCCGGCGGGGAGCUGGAGACCAGGCACAUCAGCCUCGUGGUGUACGGCGACCCCAACGGCUACUCCGCCAUGGCGAAGACCGUGGGCUACCCGGCCGCCAUCGCCGCCCGCAUGGUGCUGGACGAGGAAAUCGACACAAAGGGGUUGGUGAUUCCGCUGACCAAGAAAAUCUACGGUCCUGUUCUGAAGCGCUUGCAAGAGGAAGGGAUCCAGUUCACCGCAAAGAGCACGAUCUCAGAGUAGCAGUUACUCAGCAGCUAAGCAAUCAAACUAAUCACUGCAAUGGCAAACGGUCCUUUCUUCCUAUUGCACAGUCAGGAAAGCCCAUGGGCCCGGACAGGCGACGAGUGAACGCAUCUGAACCCUACUGCAAUAACUAGUCCUUACAUUUCAUACAACGCGAUACCGUCAGAUGUUCGGAAACACCACGAGUUGAAGUAUCCUUGGUUAAUCCUGACCUUUAGAUGCUCGCUUGGCCUGCAUUAAAAGUGCAUUCUGUUUACUCCUGUCAGUUUACACCUUUAGCUAAAGCGUACUUUGCACGCAUUCAAAUUAAGCAUUUAUAAUCUCCACCCUUAAGCAGUUAAUACUCACUCACACCCUGCAGAGAAACACCAGACAUACUGUAACUCCCUUUGGCCCUCGGAGAACCUGUCUUGCCUGCAGCCGCAUUAAAUUAAACUGUACAGUUGUCAGUUAAUAGCUACCCAAAAACAAGCAUUAACGUUCUAUUUUUUUAUGCAGCUGUUUCAUCUGCUCUUUAGUAUUGAUGCCUUAUUUUGUGGCUCAUAUAUUGACAUUCUCCAACCCCUGACGUCAAUAAUAAGUGUCUAAACUACUGUAAUAUUUUAUGGUAUACAUUGAGAUGAGGUUUAAUAUAAAUGCGCCAGUGGAGAUUAGAGGUCAUAUUUAAGCACAUAUUUAUAUGUCGUCAAAAGUCUAUUAUGUUAUAGCCCCACACUAAAGCACAUACUGUGUAAUGGUUUUCUAUGGUGUCAAUCAGUAUUUAUUCCAGUUUGGAUUGAGACUCUGGUGCUAAAGUUAAUAUAUAAUCCCCUUCCUGUUACAUUAAAACUCUUAACGGUUUUUGCUUUAUGUCUGGGCAUGUGAUUCUUAAUCUUCUGACAGUGAGGUUAAGGUGUUUGUAUCUCGCAGGAAAUAAAUAAUCUAUUUUAUGUG
Anguilla anguilla (European eel) is the source of this 3929-nucleotide messenger RNA. RefSeq names its product aminoadipate-semialdehyde synthase (gene aass). Bases 168 to 2993 code for a protein of 941 amino acids. Gene Ontology annotation, cellular component: cytoplasm. Gene Ontology annotation, molecular function: saccharopine dehydrogenase activity. NCBI's taxonomy places the organism in Eukaryota, Metazoa, Chordata, Actinopteri, Anguilliformes, Anguillidae. The record is from RefSeq and is a predicted model, not a curated record. The transcript has 25 exons.